UGAUUGAUGGUUCGAAAUUGAUUUAAACAUUUUUUUUGAGUAAUUAUAGUUUGUGUUAUAGAUCUGUCUUCUGAUUAAGAAUGAUUUCAUUUUUGAUGUGGGUUGAUGGGUCUUUAACAAAAUCUCGAAGGAGUGGGUUUCCUCUUUAAUUAGCUUUUAUGAUAUGGGUUGAUGGUUGGAUGAAGAAAGCUUGAAGAAGUGGUUUUCUCAUUUUACUCUUCGAUUUCUUCUUGGGAAUUUCGCUUUGUGAUGUUAGAAGAUUUCUCUCACAAAGGUCAAAUUUUUAGAGGCUAAGUUGCUAAUUUGGCUACACCAUAUAUAUUUUUGCCAAGGAAAGUAUCUCUCUGCCAAAUGAGAUGUGGUUACUGUACAUGAAUUGAGACAGGUUGAGCUUAACGUUACUAAGUCAGCAUCAAUAGAAAUGCAAGCAUCCCAGGACCCUCAAACAUCGUCCGGUAUGGCAUAUUGCUUUUCUCCUUUGCAAGUUCUGAACAGCAAUUCAAGUGGUAAUAGAAUUAGUGAAGGGACUGAAGUUUCUGUUCAAAAUUGCACCGAACAAUUCUUCACUUUGGAAUCAACACCAGCAACUGAUUUUGUUAUCUACAAUUCACCUUCAGCUCUAAGCGUCGCAUCUAACAGGAGCCCAUUUUCUCCCCAGUGUUCUCAAUCCUACGUGUCUGAUAUCCAUCAUUCAUCUGAUAAUAAUUACGGGUCACCAUUAAGUGGGUAUUCCGGGGUUGAUGAUAACAGCAAAUUGAUGCAUGCACUCAUGGUAUUGAGGAAUGAAUUGUUGGGACCUGAAUCCGAUAUGGACGACAGUUGCUCCUUUUACGGUGUACCCUCACAAACUUCUACCUUUAAUAAAUUCGACCGAAUCUUAGAAAUGGCACCUAGCAUGGAUCUGAAACAGGUGCUCAUUGAAUGCGCCGAAGCAGUAUCAGAAGGUGAUUUAUCAACUGCAGAAGCUCUGAUGGACAUAUUAGAAAGAAGGGUUUCAGUAUCUGGUGAGCCUAUAGAAAGGCUGGGUGCAUACAUGGUGGAAGGACUUAGGGCAAGAUUGUUGUCCUCAGGAAGUAUAAUCUACAAAAAGUUGAAGUGCAUAGAGAUAACGAGUUCAGAAUUGAUAUCUUACAUGCAGGUCCUUUAUCAUGCCUGUCCGUAUUACAAGUUUGCGUAUAUGUCUGCCAAUGUUGUAAUUGGGGAAGCCAUGGAAAAUGAGAAUCGAAUCCACAUUAUCGAUUUUCAGAUUGCACAGGGCAGUCAGUGGGUGUUCCUUAUUCAGGCUCUUGCACGUCGGCCCGGUGGACCUCCAUAUAUCCGCAUUACUGGUGUUGAUGAUUCCCAGUCUGCUCAUGCAAGAGGUGGAGGACUCGAGCUAGUGGGUGAGACUUUGGCAAAAGUGGCCAAAUCAUGUGGUGUGCAAUUUGAAUUCCAUGCCGCUGGUAUGUCAGGAUGUGAAGUCCAGCUAGAAAAUCUUCAGAUACGACAUGGAGAAGCCUUGGCCGUAAAUUUUCCUUAUAUGCUGCACCACAUGCCAGACGAGAGCGUGAGUACUAUGAAUCAUCGAGACCGCUUGCUUAGACUAGUUAAGAGCUUGUCGCCCAAGGUUGUAACCCUUGUUGAGCAAGAAUCCAACACUAACACUGCCCCGUUCUUUCCCCGAUUUUGUGAAACUCUAAAUUAUUACACAGCAAUGUUUGAGUCAAUUGAUGAAGCUCGACCAAGGGAAGACAAGCAGCGGAUUAAUGCCGAGGAACACUGUGUGGCAAGGGAUGUUGUCAACAUAAUAGCAUGUGAGGAUACCGAGAGGGUGGAAAGGCACGAGCUUUUUGGAAAAUGGAGGUUGAGACUCAUGAUGGCCGGAUUUUCUCCAAUCCCAUUGAGUCAAUCGGUAAGCACCGCCAUUAGGGACAUGUUAAAUGAGUAUAGCCGCAAUUACAGUAUCGCGGAGAGCAAUGGCGCUCUAUAUCUUGGAUGGAAGAACAGAGCUAUGGCUACAUCUUCUGCUUGGAGAUAAAAACUUGUUAGGGAUUUGCUUCACUAAAUCUAUAGUUUUUUAUUUACUUGUAAAGUAAAUUUUCUGCUGGUUAUUGUACUUUUUCUUGUCGCUUGAGCUGCUCCGGUAGGGCUCGACUCCGGCACUUAGACCUCUUGUACGGUAGUGGCAGCACUGGGAUUUGGAUAGACUGUUUUCUUUUUCUUUUUUUUCCUUAAAAAGAUAUCCAUGGAUGCAUUUGUAGCUCUGUAUUGGCACAUCUCAAGAACCAAAUGCGGCAUUUUAAUGCUGGAACUUGUGACAUAAAUUAAGGUUUUCCAGUUGGUUAAGAUUCAA
Messenger RNA from Olea europaea var. sylvestris, 2332 nucleotides. RefSeq names its product scarecrow-like protein 13. Lineage: Eukaryota; Viridiplantae; Streptophyta; Magnoliopsida; Lamiales; Oleaceae. The transcript has 2 exons. Bases 422 to 2017 code for a protein of 531 amino acids. Gene Ontology annotation, molecular function: sequence-specific DNA binding; DNA-binding transcription factor activity. Gene Ontology annotation, biological process: regulation of DNA-templated transcription. The record is from RefSeq and is a predicted model, not a curated record. Gene Ontology annotation, cellular component: nucleus.